AUGAGUCACGUCAGCGGAACGCUCAUGCCCACAGGCCUCUUACAUUCGUCUCUUGGCGGGAUGUACUUUGGCGUAAUGAUUCAAUCAGUGACAUAUGGAAUGGCCACAACUCUGACCUUUCGCUACCUAAGAAGAUAUCAAGGUGACAGGAAGUCACUAAGAGCAACGACGUUCAUCGCUUGGGUACUCUGCACUUCUUGCCUAGCCGUUUCAAUACACGCUCUCUAUUUCUACACUAUUUCGAAUUACCCGAAUUCCGCCGCGUUAGAAACAAGCCCAUGGAGUGUUUGCCUAUUUUCUACGAUAAUAGGCCUUGUUGUCAAUCUCGUACGGCUAAUGUUUUUGGACCGCGUGCGCAGGCUGUACCGAUCUAAACAUGAGCUCAACUUGCUCCUCAAGGCAUUAUUAGUCUUAACUGUAGCACUUAUACUCGUGGAUUUCGCGGGAGGUCUCGUUAUCACCGUACAAUUGUUUAUAGGUCUCAAUCGUCCAGGAAGGCCCCCCGUUCGGCGCAUUUGGAUUGCUAUGUUCGCGCUCGGCACUGCGGCAGAUGUGCUGCUUGUGGCCAUGCUUGUGGCCUGCUUGAAUAAUUCCAGGACAGGCAUGCGCGGAAAUUAUAGGACAAACUCGGUGAUAAACCUGCUCAUCCUGUACUCUGUCAACACUGCUCUCUUCCCAACAGUUAUUGGCAUCGUCUGUUUAAUAGUGUUUCUCGCAAUGCCGAAUUCGCUGCUUUACAUACCCUUCUACAUACAAAUCGCCAAUUUGUACCUAGUAUCUCUCGUUGCAUCCCUCAAUCAUCGCGAAGUAGUUCUAGAGCAGAUGAAGAAGCCGCUUACACUCGAUUAUUCUGCCUUCGGUCGCUGCGGGCGCGGAAUACAUCCGAGAACUGGCGACACGCCUACCGACUCCCAGUCAUGGCUCUCGUUCCCGCGAGAGCUUCCUAUCCAAACCGAGUCGAGCGCAGGGUGGACAGCGAUUUACGCAUCCACGAAUACGACCUCGACAUCAAGCAUGCCAAUUACUCCAUCGGAAAAGAGCACUUAUGGCGAUCAGUUAUCAUCUGUCGUCGAACUUGUGGAUAUCGAGUCCGGUGAUAGGCACGAGGAGCGAUUGAAAUAA
Postia placenta MAD-698-R-SB12 is the source of this 1122-nucleotide messenger RNA. RefSeq lists its product as hypothetical. The record is from RefSeq and is a predicted model, not a curated record. Bases 1 to 1122 code for a protein of 373 amino acids. The transcript is spliced from 22 exons. NCBI's taxonomy places the organism in Eukaryota, Fungi, Basidiomycota, Agaricomycetes, Polyporales, Adustoporiaceae.